AUGGAAAAGCUGGUUCUUGCGCUAUUACACGCCUCCCGAAGGCUGCGCCGAUACUUCACCGGGCAUGUGAUAACCGUAUUGACAAACUUCCACAUCGGAACCAUACUACAGAAGCCUGAGACGUCAGGCAGAUUGGCGAAGUGGGCCAUUGAGCUGGGAGGCCACAACAUCUUGUAUAGGCCACGCCCAGCAAUCAAAGGUCAGGUCCUAGCCGACUUCAUCACAGAAGUGCCGGCUGGUAAAAUCAAAGAAUGCGAGAUGAUAGAGACUCCCAAAGAAGAUACAGAGGAAACUUGGAUGCUUUACACUGACGGGGCAUCAAAUGAAGAUGGCGCGGGAGCAGGUUUACGUCUAGUGAGCCCAGAAAAGCACGAGUUCACUUACGCCAUUAAGCUCGACUUCAAAAACACCAACAAUGAAGCUGAGUACGAGGCUUUUCUGGCAGGCUUACGCCUCGCCAUCAAGAUGGGAGCAAAGAACUUGCGCGCGCAUGUUGACUCACUCCUGAUAGCAAGUCAAGUAAACGGCAUAUACGACGCAAAAGGAGAAGUCAUGGCCUUGUAUCUGGAACAAGCGAAGGAAUUGCUACAGCAAUUCAAAUCCCACAAAGUUAUACACAUUAAUCGCUCAGAAAACAAGCCUGCCGAUGCUUUGAGCAAGCUUGCCUCGACUUCCUUUCAACAUCUCGCCAAGGAUGUAAGGAUAGAGGUACUCAAGAACCCAUCGGUAUUACUGCACCAAGUUAACGUAAUCGAAGCAGGGCAGCCAUCGUGGAUGACACCCAUCAUCCAAUACUUGCAAGAAGGGGUGCUUCCUGAAAACAAAGCAGAAGCAAGAAAGAUCCAAAACAAAGCCCUACAGUACGAAAUGAACAACGGUAUCUUGUACCGAAAAUCCUUCCUGGGACCACUACUGCGCUGUGUGGAUCCCCAGGACGCGAAUUAUCUGAUAAGGGAAAUCCACGAAGGGAUUUGCGGCAUCCACUCCGGACCAAGGAUGGUUGUCGCGAAGAUCAUGAGCGCCGGUUACUACUGGCCUGGUAUGCAUGUUGACGCAAUGAAGGAGAUCCGCAAGUGUGACUCUUGCCAGAGGCACUCUCCAAAAACGCUGCGUCCAAAAAACGAUCUUAUCCCCCGCGAAAACACUCCAGCAUUUCAAGGUGGUUCAAACCACCUCCAAGGUCCUCCGCAAACAGAACGCGAGACCGGGUGGCCACCUUAUACUUAG
Helianthus annuus (common sunflower) is the source of this 1227-nucleotide messenger RNA. RefSeq lists its product as uncharacterized. The coding region runs from base 1 to 1227 and encodes 408 amino acids. Gene Ontology annotation, molecular function: nucleic acid binding; RNA-DNA hybrid ribonuclease activity. Lineage: Eukaryota; Viridiplantae; Streptophyta; Magnoliopsida; Asterales; Asteraceae. The record is from RefSeq and is a predicted model, not a curated record. The transcript is spliced from 2 exons.